Molecule: messenger RNA, 8047 nt
Organism: Cuculus canorus (common cuckoo)
Lineage: Eukaryota; Metazoa; Chordata; Aves; Cuculiformes; Cuculidae
Gene: DISP3
Product: dispatched RND transporter family member 3
Exons: 22
Coding region: 120-4250 (1376 amino acids)
Cellular component (GO): membrane
Source: RefSeq, a predicted model, not a curated record
GGGCUACGAACCGGCCGCGGCGCUCGGCGGAGCCGCGUUAAAAGGCGGCAGCGGCGGCGGCGGCGGCGGAGGAGGAGGAGGGGGGAGCGGGACCGGGCUCGGAGCGGUUCUCAGCGCUGAUGCGGAGCUCGGGGACGUGCAGAGCGAGCAGCCCCGAGCGACGGACCCGGCUCUGCCCCGGCAUCGCGGCGAGCCCGCGGCUGCUGCCGCCCGCCCGGGACGAGGCGCUGGACAUGGACACAGAGGAUGACCCCUUGUUACAGGAUGCCUGGCUGGAUGAGGAAGACGAAGAGGUAGCCUUCAGCUCCCAGAAGAGGUGUGAGAGCGCUCUAUUGUGUGGGAAAAGCCCAUGCAGAGUCAGGCCCCUGCGUGUCACGCUGCCUGUGUCUGGCUUCUGGAAUAUUGUUGGCUGGGUAUUUACCAACCCGUACUGUGCUGGCUUCAUCCUUUUCCUGGGCUGUGCCAUCCCUGCUGUGCUUGCUGUUGUCAUGUUCCUCCACUAUCCAGCCCUGGAUAUUGACAUCUCCUAUAAUGCUUUUGAGAUCCGGAACCACGAGUCCUCUCAGCGCUUUGAUGCACUUGCCUUGGCCCUCAAAUCCCAGUUUGGUUCAUGGGGGAGGAACCGACGGGACCUGGCUGACUUCACCUCUGAAACCCUGCAGAGGCUCAUCUUUGAGCAGCUCCAGCAGCUUCACCUCAAUGCUUCCCAUCUCAGGGUCAGCGCGCGGGUCAAGCGCAGCACCACGGAGGGCAGGACGAGCUCCCCCAAGCCCCAUGCCCACCUGAAUCUGGGAAACCAAACUUCCCGAGUUGGGAGGGGUGCCCCACGCUGGGACUACUCCAGCACUUACAUCAGUGCCAACACACAGACACAUGCCCACUGGCGAAUUGAGCUCAUUUUUCUGGCUCGGGGAGACUCUGAGAACAACAUCUUCACCACUGAGCGCCUGGUUACCAUCCAUGAGGUCGAGCGCAAAAUCAUGGACCAUCCUCGCUUCCGGGAGUUCUGCUGGAAGCCCCAUGAGGUCUUGAAGGACCUGCCUUUGGGCUCCUAUUCCUACUGCUCUCCUCCCAGUUCCCUCAUGACCUAUUUCUUCCCCACUGAGAGAGGAGGGAAGAUUUAUUAUGAUGGCAUGGGACAAGACCUCGCAGACAUCCAAGGAUCCCUGGAGCUGGCCAUGACCCACCCCGAAUUCUACUGGUAUGUGGAUGAAGGCUUGUCUGCAGAGAACAUGAAAAGCUCCCUGCUACGGAGCGAAAUCCUCUUUGGGGCACCACUGCCGAACUACUACUCGGUGGAGGACCGCUGGGAGGAGCAGCGCCGCAAGUUCCAGAACUUUGUCAUCACCUACGUGGCCAUGUUGGCCAAGCAAUCCACAAGCAAAGUCCAGGUGCUGUAUGGAGGGACGGAUUUGUUUGACUAUGAAGUGAGGAGGACCUUCAACAAUGACAUGUUGCUGGCCUUCAUCAGCAGUAGCUGCAUAGCUGUCUUGGUCUACAUCCUUACCUCGUGCUCAGUGUUCCUGUCGUUCUUUGGCAUCGCUAGUAUUGGGCUAAGCUGCCUGGUGGCUCUGUUCCUGUACCACGUUGUAUUUGGGAUCCAGUACCUGGGUAUACUCAAUGGUGUGGCUGCCUUUGUCAUUGUGGGGAUUGGGGUUGAUGAUGUCUUUGUUUUCAUCAACACCUACCGCCAAGCCACUCACCUCAAGGACCUGCGGCUGCGCAUGAUCCAUACGAUCCAGACAGCAGGGAAGGCCACCUUCUUCACUUCCCUAACCACGGCUGCAGCUUAUGCUGCCAACAUUUUCUCUCAGAUCCCAGCCGUGCAUGACUUUGGACUCUUCAUGUCGCUGAUUGUAUCCUGCUGCUGGGUAGCUGUGCUCUUCACCAUGCCAGCUGCUCUUGGAAUAUGGACACUUUAUGUGUCCCCACUGGAGAGCUCCUGCCAAACCAGCUGUAGUCAGAAGUGCACCAAGAAGAGUGCCUUGCACCUGGCUGAAGAUCUCUUCGUUGCCUCGGAGGCCACCUCCAGAGCAGGCAGAGAAACGCUUCCCUAUCUCGAUGAUGACAUCCCACUGCUCAGUGUGGAGGAGGAACCUGUCUCCCUGGAGAUGGGGGAUGUCCCCUUGGUAUCCGUGAUGCCAGAAAAUCUGCAACUCCCCACAGAGAAGAGCAACCGAGGUCACUUGAUAACUCAUCUGCAGGAGCUGCUGGAGCAUUGGGUGCUGUGGUCUGCAGUGAAGAGCAGAUGGGUGAUUGUGGGGCUUUUCCUCCUCGUUUUGCUCCUGUCCAUAUUCUAUGCUAGCCGCCUCCAUCCAGCAAGCCGUGCUCCAGUCUUGUUCCGACCAGACACUAACAUCCAGGUGCUGCUGGACCUGAAAUACAACCUGAGUGCUGAAGGCAUCUCCUGCAUUACCUGCUCAGGUUUGUUUCAGGAAAAGCCCCACAAUUUGCAGAGCAACAUCCGAACCUCCUUGGAAAAAAAGAAGAGGGGCUCAGGGUCACCUUGGGGAAGCAAAGGGAGCAUAAGUGAGCCUGGGCAGCAAGAUCUCCAGGGGACUGUAUAUAUCUCCAAGUCCAGAAGCAAGGGAAGACCAGCCAUCUACAGAUUCUCGCUCAAUGCCAGUGUCCCUGCCCCCUGGCAGAUGGUGUCACCGGGAGACGGGGAGGUGCCUUCAUUCCAGGUGUAUAGAGUGCCUUUCGGUAACUUCACCAGGAAGCUGACAGCUUGUGUGUCCACAGUAGGGCUGCUUAAGCAGACGAGCCCCAGGAAGUGGAUGAUGACCACCUUGUCCUGUGACACCAAGAGAGGCUGGAAGUUCGACUUCAGUUUCUACGUGGCCUCCAAGGAGCAGCAGCGAACACGGAAACUGUAUUUUGCCCAGUCGCACAAGCCCCCUUACCAUGGCCGAGUGUGUGUAGCACCUCCUGGCUGUCUUCUCAGCUCCAGCCCAGACGGACCCACCAAAGGCAUCCUUUAUGUUCCCAGUGAGAAAGCAACACCCAAAGCAAAGCUGUCAGCCACUUCUGGAUUUAAUCCUUGCAUGAACACGGGCUGCGGGAAGCCAGCGGUGCGGCCGCUGGUAGACACAGGAGCCAUGGUGUUUGUGGUGUUUGGGAUCAGAGGUAUUAAUCGCACGAGGCGCCCGGACAACCACGUCAUCGGAGACAUGGGCAGCGUUAUCUAUGAUGACAGCUUCGACCUCUUCAAAGAGAUUGGCAACCUGUGCCGCCUCUGCAAAGCCAUCGCCAGCAACACUGAGCUGGUGAAGCCAGGAGGAGCUCAGUGCCUGCCUUCUGGAUACAGCAUCUCCUCCUUUCUACAGAUGUUGCACCCUGAGUGCAAGAACAUUCCUGAACCAAACCUGCUGCCCGGACAACUCUCUCAUGGGGCAGUGGGGGUGAAGGAUGGGAAGGUGCAGUGGAUCUCCAUGGCAUUUGAAUCGACAACCUACAAAGGGAAAUCUUCCUUCCAAACUUACGCUGACUACCUGAAAUGGGAAACAUUCCUGCAGCAGCAGCUCCAGCUCUUCCCAGAGGGCUCAGCUCUCCGGCAUGGUUUCCAGACCUGUGAGCACUGGAAGCAGAUCUUCAUGGAGAUUAUAGGAGUGCAGAGUGCCCUGUACGGUCUCGUCCUCUCGCUGGUUAUUUGUGUGGCUGCUGUGGCGGUGUUCACCACUCACAUCCUCCUCCUGCUGCCAGUGCUGCUCAGCAUUUUAGGAGUGGUCUGCUUGGUGGUGACCAUCAUGUACUGGUCUGGCUGGGAAAUGGGAGCUGUGGAAGCCAUUUCUCUCUCCAUCCUCGUUGGCUCCUCUGUCGAUUACUGCGUGCAUUUGGUGGAGGGCUACCUGCUGGCAGGGGAAAACUUGCCGCUACACCAGGCGGAGGACCCCACCGCGUGCCGCCAGUGGAGAACGAUUGAAGCAGUCCGUCACGUGGGUGUUGCAAUUGUCUCGAGCGCCGUCACCACAGUGAUCGCCACCGUCCCGCUGUUCUUCUGCAUCAUUGCCCCUUUCGCCAAGUUUGGGAAGAUCGUGGCCCUCAACACGGGAGUCUCCAUCCUGUACACGUUAACUGUGAGCACAGCCCUGCUGAGCAUCAUGGGCCCUGGCACCUUCAUCCGCAGCAGGACUUCUUGCCUCAAGGCUGCGCUGGGGGUGCUUCUCGCUGGCCUGCUGGGUCUCUGCAUCUGCCUCGCCCUGCUGAAGAGCGGAUUUAAGAUCCCUCUGCCUAACGGGACAGCCCUGUAAACCCUAUGCCAAGAGCCACACGCUCUGUCCUCUUGCUCCCUUUCUUUUUUCUUUUUUUUUUUAAAGGAUAUUUUUUGUAAGAAAAAAAAAGAGGAAAAAAAUCCCCUUUUUCCAGAAGUUUUUCAACUCCAGAUGCACUUUAUUUUCUAAUGGGUUUUGCUCUAAACUUGUAUUUAUUUCAGUAGUGAUGGAUGGAUGACGGACAGUGAGGGCUGCCCAGGGAAUACCUCAGCCCGAACCAUGACCCCUGGAGACUUUGUGUUCUCUGCCUGGAUUGACCCUCUUUGUAAGAAGGAAAUUCCAGGAAGCUCAUCCCGUGUUCUGGGGCCUGCUGAGACACUGCUUGGCUCAGUGUAUCCCUGCUCGGAUCCCUGGCAGUCUUACACCUCCACAUCCUGUCAUCUCUGUGAAACUGGAUCAAGUUUGUUCCUAGAGUAGGUUCCUCAAGGUGAAAAGAGAGGAGCGCCAGGACAGGACUCUUGUUGAUGCCGGGGGAAAUCAGGGCAAUCCUGCUGCAGGCAGUGAGGGAGGUCGGUGCAUGAGCAGAACAGAGCCCAGCAGGGAAGAUGACCAGCCUGACUGAACAAAGAGCUGUGGCUGGAACUCAGGAAAAGACUUUGUGACCUUUGGAAGAAGGGGCAGGCCACUCCGGAGCACUACAAAGGUGUCGUGAGGUUAUAUAGGGAGAAAGUUGGCCAAAGCCCAACUCUCGCAGGGAGAGCGAGGUAGCCCUAGUGCUGCUGCCAAGGAUGCUCUGGCUGGUGGCUUGACCUGAAUUUAGCUAAUUCUUCAAACUCCCUGGGGCGAUUAAAGCUGAUGGAUAUUUCCAGGUCACCAGACAAGAGAAGAAGGUGCUGAGUGCACCCUUAGAGGAAGUUCCUCCCUCUAUAAGCAUGAAGAAAUCUUGAAAGGUCUUUAAGACAAGUCAUAGAUGUGCUUUGAACCCCAUAAAGUUUAAAGCUCAUUUAAGCCCCUGGUGUCCUACGUUUGUACUCACUAUAAAGAGGCUGUGUAAGCCUCCCACCUCCAGAGUGAUUCUGGACACAUCACGCUGGGACCAUGAAUGAUGUUUCAUUCAGCCGUUCUUGGAAGGCAAAGAUUAAUUUCAAAGUAGUGGAAAACCUUUUAUGUUUCUUGGGUCUGAUCUAGCACUGUCUGAUCUACAGACAAAAAUAACAGAGUUUUGACACCUGACAGGAUCUGUCCUGUUUUCUGGAGCAGGUAUGGAAAAGGACAAGCUAUAAUUUUCCCUCCUCCUCUCUGGCCAGCCCGGGCUCACUCAGCACUCAAGGGCUGGCCGGCAUUAGCAGGAGCAGGGCAUCACCUUGCCCUCGUUUGCCCGAGGUGGUGCUGGGAGAGGAAUAGCUGGAGUGAUUCAGAAAGGAAAAUGAGAGACCGAGAGAAGGGCAGAGCUGCAGCAGAUGUGUUGUGAAUACGAAGGCAUAUUGAGGCGGUUGUGCCCCUCCAGCAAGGAAACUGAGGCAAGGAGAGGAGGAGGAACUUACUCUGGGUUGUAGCUGAAUGGCAGAAGAGCCAGGGGAUGCUCCUAUGUGAUGCUUUUCACUGCGAGGACCCACUGGAUGUUGGUAAGCGGAAAACUUGAUUAAACAUAGUCAUGACGUUUGUCUUAAGAUCUAAGCAGACAUUGGCCCCAACACCAUUUUGCUCUGCGCAGCCCUGUGAUCAGGGUGGUCAGUGUUAUCUCCAUGUGCUGUGGAGUAAAAGAGGCUUGGAGGUGGGGCCCAACCUUCCCCAGAAUGCUUACAGCACCCUCAUCUCCCCAAGUCUCUGUGAAGACCAUAAAUCAGUAGCAGGUGUGCACAUCCAUCUCCGUGUAGGCAGCGUCCUCCUUGGGGUUAGAAAAUACUCAUAAAAUUAUAGAGGUAAGAAAACGAAUGGGUUUAUUUGAGCAAAUGCGAAGGUGGGGCUGACAGCCCUGCUGGGAAUCAGUGCUCUGAGGCAGAUGCUCAUAGCAAUAAAAAGCGAGGCCUCACCUGUCUGGAGCAGUUCUGGGAGCAGAUGCUCACCCUAAAUUAAUUCCUCCCACAGCUCUGCCUACCUUCUUUCUCUGAUGACUCCUUUGUUUCCCAGACCAUCUCUUGGGCUCUGUCAUCUUGCUGAGCAAGGUUCAGCCUUCUCCGUGGUAGCUGCUCUGCCUAAGGUGCUCACAAACUCUGGACUAAAAGGGGCUGGAGGUUGUCUCAGGGAGGAUUUCUCAGGCAGAGGAAGGUGAGGAGUUAAAAUGCUUCAUACGAAGCUGUCAGUUUUGAUGUUUUAAACAGAAUGCAGCAGAGCAGCCUUACUUGGAAGAAGAUGCUCCCAUUUUCCAUUUCAAAACAAUCUUGCUGCAAUUAAAAGAAACGGAUGGAAUAGUGCUGUUAACUGCCCACUCCUUUAUUUCCAGGAAAUCCUCUUCUGAGGGUUACAUUCUGAAAAGUUAAUGCUGGUGUUUCAGGAUGGGGGUCUGUGCGGUCUCCUACAAACCAGAGUAGGUCAUGUCCUGACCAGAAGCUCUCUCCGUGCCAGCCUGGAGCAGUUGCAGAAGGGCACUGCUCUGCAGUCUUGGGGGACCGUGUCCCUCACACGGAGCUGGGGGUGCUGCUCUUUGCCUUCAGCGGAGCUGCCGAGGGAGUUUGAGGCUUGGGGCACUCGGGGCCAGAGCGUCUGCUCACAACAGCCCUAGCAAAACCAGCUUUGGAGCGAGGAGGAACAGAGCUGACGUGAUUUACAAAGGUCAGCAUCAGAGGAAGGAAUAGACCCAGGUCUCCUCGCUCUGUUUCUUAUCUUGUGGUGCCUCUUGGGGUGCUGGGGGUCACGCAGGGUCUGUACAGGUUUGGUACCAACCUCGGCGGUUUCAGAGGCUGCAGGUGCUGAUGGGGGAUCAGUGGCUGAACUGGGUUUCUCAAUCCCUGCUGGAUCUGAAACUAUCCAUAAGAUAGAAUGGAGAAUCUCCCCAAGGAGACACAUGGCACGCUUCCAGAGUUACUGGGGCCAUUACUACACUAAUCGGGAUGCAAUGGUCUCCAGAGACCAUUGGCUUUGUCUCUGCUGGAGCAAACUGGGAGGUCGCUUUAUGUCAUGGCAUCUAAUUCUUUUAGCUUGUCCUGCACUGAAUAUUCUUACCAGAGCAGCUUGCCCUCCUGGAAGGUUAAAAAAGGCUUUUUGUUUAACCCUGUGACAUCUAUAAAUCCUCCCACACCCUCCACCGAGGAAGCUGUGCUGACUGAUUUGCAGCCAGGCAGGACAACCUCGCAGUCUCUUGGUUAUUUCUUCCGAAAUCACUCCUCACCCCAGAAAGCCUGCAAGCCGUAGGUUAUGCUUUUUCCAAGCCCUUGGCUGCCUCCUCUGCAUGGCUUAGAACUCAAGGUCCCAGAGCUGAAAGUCUUUCCAGGCUGGUUUCCAUCCUGAGGAUGUAGUUUGGCUUCCUUCCCUCCGCCCGCGUCCUUGGGGCAGUCGCUGGCGGAGAUGGGAGAGUGAUGGCCAAGCCCAGAGCAACAAGCAGAGGAGCUGGAAGGUUUGCAGGAGGACACAGAAGAGAACAAAAGGGCAGGGAGGAAGGUUCAAAAGCCAAGGGGAGAAGAGCCGCGAGCGCGCCAAGGAGGGAGGGCACUGCUCUUUUACCGCGUCAUGUGCAGACCUUAGAGUGUCGGUUCUCAGAGUGAUGUAGCACAAUCCCUGAUGUAACGUCCGCGUGUUACUUUUGUAAGUCGUCUCCUACCCUCACUAUUUUCAGUGUUUCUUGAUUUUUGGAGACUGUUGUAAAUAAAAAAAUUUUGACAUUCGCACCUUUGGACCCU